Molecule: messenger RNA, 2083 nt
Organism: Salvelinus namaycush (lake trout)
Lineage: Eukaryota; Metazoa; Chordata; Actinopteri; Salmoniformes; Salmonidae
Gene: rab40b
Product: RAB40B, member RAS oncogene family
Exons: 6
Coding region: 656-1528 (290 amino acids)
Biological process (GO): protein localization to plasma membrane; intracellular signal transduction
Cellular component (GO): plasma membrane; synaptic vesicle; endosome
Molecular function (GO): GTPase activity; GTP binding
Source: RefSeq, a predicted model, not a curated record
UUUGCAGCGACUAGCCUACUACUGACUCAAGACUGCCCUAGCAACCCGGUGGAUGAGCCAACCAUAACCGUGUAAAACUCGAGACUCUGCCGCUACUGGGGACAGGAAACGACAGAGAUCAGAGAGAGCUCCGGAACAGUGUGGCUGGCGGUACAAUACAGCGUUAUAACAAGUCAGAUGUCUGGUACUUUCAAGGCACGGUAGCGGGAAUGGAGGAUUUAUGGAAUGACGAUUUGAACACUGGGACAGGUUCGGCGUGAGCGGCAAGCUUUGAUGUUACAGUGGAACACACUGUAGAUGUAGGCUAAUUUGUAUAAUUGUUUAUGUUACAUUGUGUUGUCACUUUCGUUGGCAAAAUUGACACUUGUAGCUUUCAUUCAAAUUCCUAUUUUAGGAGACUUCAAAUCUGUGUUUGAUGCAUUUAUUCUAAAUGGAUACAUUGUGAGUUCCCAGAUAUUCAUUAUGACUGAUAAUAUAAGGCUAUCCACUAGAUGAACUGUCAAAGAACACAACAUUCAACUUGACUCGCUUCUUUGCUACUUUAAUUCGUGCGUCACACAGCUCUCAAAUCUUGAGUUGGAAGAGAAAUAUAAGUGAUUGAACAGUCUUGUACAAGUUGUUCCAUGAUGGAACAUAAUCAUUCUUCACCGCGAGGAUGAACCACAGAACCAGCCCCGCCAAGGCUUACGAUUUUCUGCUUAAGUUUCUCCUGGUGGGAGACAGCGAUGUGGGAAAGGGGGAGAUACUGGCGAGCCUCCAGGACGGAGCCAGCGAGUCUCCGUAUGGCUACAACAUGGGAAUCGACUACAAGACGACUACGAUACUCCUAGACGGAAGAAGAGUCAAACUGCAGCUCUGGGACACCUCUGGACAGGGGCGCUUCUGCACCAUCUUCCGCUCUUACUCCAGAGGAGCGCAGGGUGUGAUCUUGGUCUAUGACAUCACCAACCGAUGGUCGUUUGAUGGUAUUGACAGAUGGAUUAAGGAGAUAGAUGAGCAUGCACCGGGAGUGCCUAAGAUCCUGGUGGGGAACCGGUUACACCUGGCCUACAAACGCCAGGUGACCACAGAGCAGGCCCAGGUGUAUGCCGAGAGGUUAGGGGUCACCUUCUUUGAGGUCAGCCCGCUGUGCAACUUUAAUAUCACAGAGUCCUUCACAGAGCUGGCCAGGAUAGUCUUGAUGAGGCAUGGCAUGGAGAGACUCUGGAGGCCUAACAAAGUUUUGAGUCUUCAGGACCUGUGCUGUCGUUCCAUCGUGUCCUGCACCCCUGUCCACCUUGUUGACAAGCUUCCUCUCCCCCUGGCUCUCAAGUCCCACCUCAAGUCUUUCUCCAUGGCCAACGGCCUCAAUGCCCGCAUGAUGCACGGACGGUCCUACUCCGUCACCGCCACUGCUGCCAACACCACCCACAUCCCCACCAAGAGGACCGGAUGCCAGCUGCUGAAAAAGAAAAAACUCUUCCGUCCUCCGCCGCUCAGCCCGGCGGCCGAACAGAGCUGCACUGGCAACAGCUGCAAGAUCUCCUAGCAACCAGUUGAAACAGGAAGAGGAAGUCCUUUGGGAAGGAUGUUGUCAUCACAUGAACAGGAAGUUGGUGUUGAUCACUAGUGCAGCCAAAGAUGGUGGAUAAAUUAAGAUCUCCCACUGAGGCUGUUUACCAUUGAAAAGAAUGGUCACAGUUCCGGUCUGCUUAAUUCACAAUGUGAAUUGGAAAUAUGUUUUUUUUUGCAUAUCCCAAUGCUCCCGAGACACCCCCAGAGAGUAGGGUCAUGGCCAGGGUCUGCCAUUAUCAACAAGAACCCUGGAGCUUAGGGUUAAGUGCUUUGCUCAAGGGCACAUUGACAGAUUUUUCACCUUGUCGGUUUAUGGAUUAGAACUAGCAACCUUUCAGUUACUGGCCCAAUGCACUAACCGCUAAGCCACCUGCCCAUUAUAGUAUCUGUGAGAGCACGGGCAGUGCCAUUUAGGCCAUCUCCAUUAUAAAGUAGUCCAUUUUCUUCUUCUACUACUUCUAUGAGUUGGCAAACAACUGAAAGGGUGCAUACUGCCACUCGAAGUGUGUGGUUUAAACAGGUAUAAAGC